AUGGAGCCCUUCAAUAUUAACGCGGAAAUGACCUCUUCACUCAAUAACUUGAAUGGUGAAGAACUUGAUAUUUUCGCGGCAUUGCAACAAGAGCAACAAGGACAAGGUCCCGUAAAUGAUGAACAAAUCGAAUUAUAUAUUUACGCCUGCUUCCUGGUCUUCAAGAAAAUGCACUCAACAAAACAUCUUGAACAAGCUAUUCAACAAACGGAAGGAUGGAUCGCCGAAUUAGCUAUUGAUCAUCCUGACCGCGCGCGAAGACUUCAGAUUCUCGACUUUCUGUCGGCCUGGAUGAGCCAGCUCAGUUUCAUCUCUGAACGCGAUAUUAAACUUCCGUUGUUGGGAAUUAGGUGA
Messenger RNA from Orbilia oligospora ATCC 24927, 354 nucleotides. RefSeq lists its product as uncharacterized. NCBI's taxonomy places the organism in Eukaryota, Fungi, Ascomycota, Orbiliomycetes, Orbiliales, Orbiliaceae. Bases 1 to 354 code for a protein of 117 amino acids. The transcript has a single exon. The record is from RefSeq and is a predicted model, not a curated record.